AUGGUGAUGCAGACGAGCAGCAGCAGCAGAGCGCACUCGUCCUCGUUCACGUCCACAUCGAAAUCGAGUCCGUCGACCCCCAGAAGAGCUACCACUGUAACCAAUACGAGGAGAAGGAGACAGACGACGAGGAGGAGGACCGAAGCUGUUGCCAGCGUCGAUGAUGUUUUGGAAAGUUACAACGUGGUAGAUGCAACAACUUUACCGCCGUUGCCGGCUGAUUUUGAAGCGAUAAAAUACGCGCCAUCGCCGCUGGAACCCGGAGCACUGAACGCACAAUUUGCCGUUUUAGGUGUCGUCUCGAUCACCGUGGCGUAUUGGUGGUUCGUCGUCGUCCCGGCUGCGCGCAUCAAUCUCGCGGUGAACAAGAAUCAAGGCAAACUGAAGACGUAUCUGGAGGAGUUGAAACAAGACGAUUCGCGAAAGUUGGAGAGGUGGUUUUUUACCGAGUGGUUGGUGAAGAUAGACCCGGAGACGAAGUAUUUAUUGCGAGAAGAUGAAGGAGAAAGAGAGACUGAUAAUAAUAAUGCUAUCAAAUUGGGAGACACUGAAGGCGGCGGCGAUAAAACGAAGAGCGAAGACAUCGAUAUUAUCAUUCAGAGAGCGAGAAAGACGCCGGAUUUCUUCUCCCUCGAUAAUCCGGUGUUGGUGGCGUUUAUAAUCACGUUUGGCUUUUCUGCAGUUAUUGGACUCUUAGGCGAAGUUAGCGCUGGCGUGUUAGAGAAUUAG
Molecule: messenger RNA, 729 nt
Organism: Bathycoccus prasinos
Lineage: Eukaryota; Viridiplantae; Chlorophyta; Mamiellophyceae; Mamiellales; Bathycoccaceae
Exons: 1
Coding region: 1-729 (242 amino acids)
Source: RefSeq, a predicted model, not a curated record